Molecule: messenger RNA, 4961 nt
Organism: Apis mellifera (honey bee)
Lineage: Eukaryota; Metazoa; Arthropoda; Insecta; Hymenoptera; Apidae
Gene: Teh1
Product: protein tipE
Exons: 4
Coding region: 2349-3278 (309 amino acids)
Biological process (GO): regulation of sodium ion transport
Molecular function (GO): sodium channel regulator activity
Source: RefSeq, a predicted model, not a curated record
GCCCUGUCGCUUCGGACGAAAGCUUGUCCCGUCGAGGACUCUCGUUCGAGUUUCGACGAGUAGUCACGCUUUAACUCGCGAUCCGCGAGGCGGAUGCUACCCCGGAACGCGAGUCGCAGGUGCAGGUGUGACCGAUGUAACACGAGCAUUAAAAUCCACUCCGAUCCUAGCUCCUGCACCCUGUGCCGGAUAUCCGUCGCGUGACCCUGCCGAAGACGUGGUUUCGAAACCGGUGACGAGGGAGCCAGGAGGCAGGUGCAGGUGUCAGGGUGUCGUCGUCGUCGUCGUCGUACGUUAGGUGUCUUUGUGUUUCAUUUUGCCUUUCCCUGGCAUUCGUCUCGCCACGUUUCGAUACGCGAUUCAUCCGUUAUUUGGUUAGAUAGUCGACCCUUUUGGACACUUGUGGAUCGAAGCUCGCGUAGGAGUAACAUGGUGACAGGUGUAUUUUGACCGCGGUAGUAGGUGGAAGGUGUCGAGGAUUUCUUAAUCAGAAGAGAUAUCGCUGCUUUGGAUACACGGCUUCGAUUGUUCGGAUUGACUUAGGUAAACAACGGUGUGGCACCGAUCAACUCGGAGAUUUCUAGGUCAACAAGCAGCGGCCAGAGGCAACCAGUUGCGGGUGUUAUCGUUCUUGUAACCCAAGCCAGCGGGAGACUGUGCUCUUUGUCGCGUGAAAGAAAAGAGAGGAGUUCGUCGAUCAUUGGCGAUAAUCGAAUAGAGGUUAAUAAGAGUUCUCGGAUAUCCUGGAGGAUUUAUACGAGAAGAGUCGAGAGGAAAGAGCGAAGGAAAUAAUUAGAAGAAGAUCUGAUCGUUCCUUAGAAAGAAAGAUCGCGGAUUUGUUUGAUUACGGUUACGAUUAUCGACGCGAAGGAACAGAAGCAAGAAAAUUUCGAUUAAUUCUGGAUAACCGACUCGACGUUCCGAGCGGGUCUCCUGUUGAUUAUACGCGCUAAUGGAUAGUAAUCGAUCUAUCAUCGAAUUUCGUUAGUUGGAUAGAUGUUGCCGAGAUUGUCUGUUCUCUCGAUUUACUGAAUAAAACGAAGGAACGAACGAAGGUGAAAAACGGAACAAAGAAAGAAACGUAUUAUCAGAGAGGGAACUGAAAUUAAUUGGAUUACAGGAAUGAUUAGUUAACCGAAUUAUAUCGUGUUUCUAUAUAUAUUCUUAUCGAUAUUUGUUAAUCGAAGAGAACGAUGAAUUAAUAUUAAGGCCUAACUAAAGAUUUAAGUUUGAUAACGAUCCUUUCAAGUGUCGUCGAUUACGAGAUAGAGAUUCGGUGAUAAUUCGAGAAGAAGAUGGUUCGUAGAUGUACUUAGCGCAAAGAUAACAGCCUUGAAACUUUUCCACGCGGAUCGGAAGACCAAGCCGAGCGAGCUAGGCAAGAUGCUCUAUGCCCGACAGCGUGACUACAGCUAAAAGGUCGUGAUCGAUCGACUUACUUCGAUGGCCUAAAAGAACUUUAAACGUGCAAGGUCAUUAUGCAUAGCGAUAAAACGGGAACGUUAUAAGGCACAGACAAAUUGGUCGGUUCGUUUGACUGCUAAAACCGGCACUGACCGUGUCACUUGAAAUAACUAACAGCAAACAAACUUUCAAAUCCAUUCCACGAUCUCUCGAAAGAAAAUUUGUUAAAGACAGGACACUGCACUGUAACAGAUGAGAUGAUGCGAUAGCAAAAUAUCCGACCAUUUGCACAAUGUCGUGUCAAGGAUAUUCGAAUGAUCAGGAACCUAUUGGCAUUAGCGAAAUGUGCCGCGUUGAUAGCGAGAUCUCCCCCGAGUUUUCACAAAAUUUCCAUGAGACUUCAAAGGCACCGUCGUGUUUGGCGGAGCAACGAUAACGGAGGACCGUUUUGCCGAGGUCCAGGUCUAUUUCAUUUCGAGAGUCUAAAGCAUCGGACUGAUACGAUCAACGAAAAACCGUAGAAACGUAUCGUUCACUUCCACAUGGUCCUAAGCAGUGUGCAUUCUAAAACCAUAUCCGCUCAACGAAAAGUGGAGGUCCUCCUCCCAUUAAAAAAGAGCCUUUUUAAUACGUUCAGCUCGAAAAAUACCGCAAAACUCCGUGUUCAUCGAAUGACGCAGCUCGCUAAAUGAGAUUACCGAAGAAAACUGUGCUUCGAUCGAACGGUCCAAAGAUCUGCUACUUGCUCUCCAUGCGAGAGGUGGCUCGAAUUGCGGCCUCGCGAUCGAGCCUACCCCUGACCCCUCUGUAGCCAAGAGACAAAAGCUGCCGUGGCCGAUGCUCGAUGAGUCCUAGUGAAGAUAAGGAUCCUCGAGAACUCUCGAUCGUUUCUCUGGAACGGCUGAAGAAGCUCCGGUUGGCACCUAUUUGAGAGCGGUCGGGUGAUGCGCGGGAGCAGCUCUGAGCUCCUGCUGGAGGCGAGCUGCGUCCAGUGUCAGAGCGAUCAUCACGCCGACCAGCACACCGGCACCAGGCAUCACCAGCAACAUCAGGUGAACGAGAAACACGACUUCCAGGAGCAGGAGCUACGUCGUCGCAAGCUGUUGGAGCUCGGGUUCGGCGCUUCGCGGCGCCGACCGCCACGGCGUACCUGCCGUCAGCGGUUCAAUUUUUAUGCAACGUCGGCGUUGGCCUUCGUCGCGACAUCCGGUGGCGCGGCCUUGCUAUUCUUGGUGCCACUUUACGUCGAUCCGGCGAUCAGCACUCUGGCCGCCGAUUUCUCGCCGGACCCGGUCAUCUGCACCACCUCCAGACGGGAGGAGUUGGCCGGAUUGUUCAAUUGUACUUGGAGUUCUUGCCGCGAGGGUUGUACAAGCGACGUUUACAGAUGUACGCAUAUAUACGUCACCUACACGCCAUGGAGCAACGCGAGCAUGAAAAACGACACCGGGGGUAGAGGCAACUCGACCGGCAUCGCGCACACCUCGACUACUUCCGUGCCGACUCCCGGCGAUGUGGAGGCGGUGCUCCUGGUGAACAUCAAAGGGUGCGGCUAUCCGCCGAUCGUCGACUGCGAGAACUUCACCCGCGAAAUGGGCUACGAAGGCGCGAAAUUCCCCUGCCAUUACAGCCGUGUGAACGGCAGCAUAGUGAUGGCGAACUAUAACCGCGAGGCUCAGGUCACCACCAUCAUACACUUCUUCGCGGCGCCUUUCGUAGUGACUCUCGCGACCAGCGUCGCUCUGUGUGUGAUGCACUGUGACUGCAGGUGCAGCCCACCCCCACGCCAUUCAUCGCGAGGAAUCAGAAGAGGCAGGGGCAACGAUCUCAGAAUCGACUUAUGUAAAUUCUGCAACAUACAUAUCGGCCGUUAGAACGUCACUGUUAAUAUACUCGGUGUGAGUAUACACCAGCUUGGUCUACUUCCAUCGACAUUGCCAAAAUCGUCUGACUCGCGACCAUUUGUGUCGUCGGUAAGCAAUCGGGAUUUAAUUUCAAACUAUUUAUUUCAGUAGAAUCACGUGUGUACGCCUCGAGAUUCUGUUUCUUUUUUCUCUUUUAUUUUUUCAAUUUUUACGGUGCUUAAUUUCCUUGUCUUUUCUUUUGUUUUUUGUUUUUACAUGUUGCAUGGAUACACGAGGAUAAAAAUGCACAAUUUUUACGACGAUUGAUUCGUACUGAGUUGUACGAAAACUGCUCGAAAUUUGUUAAUUUAAUAAACAAUGAUUAAUCUUAAUUUUGAAACUUUUUUUGAAAGAAAUAUGAAGAGAGCAGAAUUAUAUUUUUUAUAGUAAUAUUUUCUUCGGAUAUUAAUUUUUAAUUUGUGUCUUUUAUAACUAAUAGCUUUAAAAUUCAAUAUUUUUAAUAAAGUUUUCAAACGAUUUAAUGAUACUCUAAAGUAAUAAAAAAGUAAUACAUCUUUUUCAUCGAAAAAUAUUUCUAUAUUAAGAGGCAAUGAUAAAAAAUAUCUAAAAUUUUUACUAUACUCUAUCUCAGAAGAAAGUAAAAAAAAAUAAAUAAAAAAAAAAGAAAUAAAGAGGAAACUAUAGUCGGACACAAUAAGUUUUGAGCAUUUUUCGUAAUACACAACACACAACAGUUUUGCAGGAAACGUCGAGUUCGUUCAUUAACGCGGGGCCAAAAAGUAGACAUUAACGUUAACAACUCCCAUACUCUCUAAGCGCGACCUAUUUCGAUGCUAGAUUUCACUUUUUCGAGCAUUUACAGCGUAUACAUAUACAUAUUUAUAUAUAUAUAUAUAUAUAUAUAUAGCUUUUCGAAAAUUGUAAUCAUUUAACAAUCGAAUCUAUUAGAUUAUUAAAAAGGAAAAAAAAUCCACACGUAUUUCCAUUUUUGUACUGACAAAAAAAAGAAAAAAACAAAGAAAAAAAUACAGAUAAAAUUCUCUCUCUCAAAAAAAAAAAAGAGGAACGAAUCAUGCGUCUGAGAAAAUCGAAUAAGAUCGAUCUCGAUUGCGAUCUGCACUUCCCGUUAACAAAAUAAAAUUCUAAUGAUUGCGCUUGUGUUUUCGCUAUGCUUUACAUUGCUAUAUGUCUAAACACUCAAAAAAAUGAAAAAAAGAAAAAAAAUAAUAAAAUUGAUUCGUGAAAUCGAGAACUGAAAAUUGGAAGAAAAAAAAAAGAGAGAGAUCUGCAACUUGCGUAUUUUUCUUCAGAUCGGUCUUUCGAGCACAGAUUUAACGUUAGGAAUGCAAUCGAGGAUGAAAAUUCGUCGUUGAAAAAGAUUGCGACUUUCAUUGGUAUGCACAGAAAUCGAGACAGGAGGCCAUUGUCUUGGCGCGCGCGAGCUACCGGAACUUCUAGUCGUGAUGCACGACUGCAACCGGAACAUCGUGAAGAUUUGAACUCUCUGGUAAAAGUUCUCACAGAAGUUGAAAAUGCAAAUUCCUGGUAAACGCGCUGAAGCGGAAUUUUUAAGGGGAAGGAGAAGAAAGAAUUUUUCUUCAGGGUUUCGACGAACGAUGGCGAAUAUUAUAUUUGAAUGGCUGUAUGUAACUGUGGUGUAUCAUUGGAUGUAAUAAAGGAAUUGUACAGAGA